Hylaeus volcanicus is the source of this 1179-nucleotide messenger RNA. RefSeq names its product 60S acidic ribosomal protein P0 (gene RpLP0). Gene Ontology annotation, biological process: cytoplasmic translation; ribosomal large subunit assembly; ribosome biogenesis. Gene Ontology annotation, molecular function: structural constituent of ribosome; large ribosomal subunit rRNA binding. NCBI's taxonomy places the organism in Eukaryota, Metazoa, Arthropoda, Insecta, Hymenoptera, Colletidae. The coding region runs from base 99 to 1046 and encodes 315 amino acids. The record is from RefSeq and is a predicted model, not a curated record. Gene Ontology annotation, cellular component: cytosolic large ribosomal subunit. The transcript is spliced from 5 exons.
CGGAUAGGUUUGUAUGACGAAAUUUCCUUUCUCCUCCAUUGUACCCGCAACCGUUGUCACGUCCUUAAACUCUUCGUAAUCCCUACACACACUUCAAGAUGGGUAGGGAGGAUAAGACAACAUGGAAGUCAAACUACUUCACAAAACUUGUUCAACUUUUGGAUGACUAUCCCAAAUGUUUCAUUGUGGGUGCAGACAAUGUUGGCUCUAAACAGAUGCAACAAAUUCGCAUGUCCCUUCGUGGGAAUGCUGUUGUAUUAAUGGGAAAAAAUACCAUGAUGAGAAAAGCAAUUCGUGGUCAUAUUGAACGUAAUGCAGCAUUGGAAAAGCUUUUACCUCACAUUCGUGGGAAUGUCGGUUUUGUUUUUACUCGUGGAGAUUUAAUUGAAGUAAGAGACAAACUUUUGGAAAAUAAGGUCAGAGCACCAGCUAGAGCAGGAACUAUUGCACCGCUUAGCGUAAUUGUACCUGCUCAAAAUACUGGACUUAGUCCUGAUAAAACAUCUUUCUUCCAAGCUCUAAGUAUUCCCACUAAAAUUUCCAAGGGUACUAUUGAAAUUGUGAAUGAUGUCCACAUUUUGAAGCCAGGUGAUAAAGUUGGUGCAUCAGAAGCCACUCUUCUGAAUAUGUUGAAUAUUUCUCCUUUCUCAUAUGGUUUAAUUGUCGAACAAGUUUAUGACUCUGGUACUAUUUUUGCACCUGAAAUUUUGGAUAUCAAACCAGAAGAUCUCCGUGAAAAAUUCAUGGCCGGCGUUGCAAACUUAGCUUCAGUCUGUUUAGCCAUUGGCUAUCCUACAGUAGCUAGUGCUCCUCACAGUAUUGUUAACGGGUUCAAGAAUCUGUUGGCUAUUGCUGCUGUUACUGAAAUUGAGUUUGCAGAAGCUGCAACAAUCAAGGAAUACAUCAAGGAUCCAAGCAAAUUUGCUGCAGUUGCUGUUGCUGCUGCUCCGGCCACGGUUGCUGCAGAAGCACCCGCUGCUGAAAAGAAGGAAGAAGAGAAGGAAGAAUCCGAAGAUGAAGACAUGGGAUUCGGUCUGUUCGACUAAACUACAUACAUGUGUAUGUAUUAUUCAGCAUGGCCAGAUCAUGUAAAAUAAACCGGAUCUAUAACUUAUAACACAAUGUUAUAAGCUUGAUCUGUAAAAAAGAAACAAUUGUAAUAAAAUGCUUUGUCAUACA